AUGGCUGUGAAGGACUUUUUUAGCUAUGUUUCCAUGAUAGUGAAUACGACUGGAGCAUCUUGCAAAAGAAAAGAUCAACUUAGAAUGUUAGAACAUGAGAGAUUGGUCAAAGAACUCAAUGAUGAAGUAAGGAUGACUGGAAGAGGCCUAAAUCAGGAAACUAGUUUGGCAAGACCUGGAGAUACUCGAUGGGGUUCACAUUAUUUUACUUUGCUUUGUUUAUGUGCUAUGUGGCCUUCAGUUGAGAAAGUGUUGGAGAAUACACGUGAUGAUACCACUAGCUCUGAGGUUAGAAGUACUGCAAGAGGUUUGCUUGGAAAGAUGAAUAAUUAUGAGUUUGUCUUUGUGAUGCACUUGAUGAAAUAUUUGUUAGGAAUGACAAAUGAGUUGUCAUUUGCCUUACAAAGAAAGGAUCAAAAUAUUGUGCAAGCCAUGUCUCUGAUUGAUACAGUGAAAGCUCAAUUACAUGACUUCAGAAACACUGGUUGGGAGAUAGUUUGUGAUGAAGUAAAUAGUUUUUGUGAGGUGAAUGCCAUUUCUUUGAUUGAUAUGAAGGACACUAUAACUCGACCUGGUUAUAAAAGGCAGAGCAUCACCAAUGAUCAUUAUUAUCGUGUGGAGAUUUUUACUGAGGUUGUUGAUUUAAUCAUACAAGAGAUGAAUAAUCGUUUUUCUGAAGCUAGCACCGAUCUACUUAGGUGCAUGGCAUGUCUUGAUCUGAGAAAUUCUUUCUCUCAAAUACGGCGAUAUCGCCGCCACCGCUGCUAA
Salvia miltiorrhiza (redroot sage) is the source of this 768-nucleotide messenger RNA. RefSeq lists its product as uncharacterized. NCBI's taxonomy places the organism in Eukaryota, Viridiplantae, Streptophyta, Magnoliopsida, Lamiales, Lamiaceae. Bases 1 to 768 code for a protein of 255 amino acids. The transcript is spliced from 2 exons. The record is from RefSeq and is a predicted model, not a curated record.